Molecule: messenger RNA, 1141 nt
Organism: Schistosoma mattheei
Lineage: Eukaryota; Metazoa; Platyhelminthes; Trematoda; Strigeidida; Schistosomatidae
Source: the annotation of a GenBank genome assembly
CAGCGCUAUGAAUAAAACAGCAGACAUUGUUACUCCAACUUCAGCUGUAUUCAUAUCGGUAUUACCUGGUUGAGGAUAAAUACACCAUGUCUAUAAUUGAAAUAAUAAAAGAACGAACAUCCGGCUUGAGACUGUCAACUCGAAACGACAACGUGCGGGGAUGCUUGAUCAAGGAAUACCAUUUCAACUGCAGCGUACCAACAUUCCUCAAAGAAAUACACUUCACCAACUUUUACACUAAAAGCGCUUCUGCACACCUAUGUUACCAAGACACGGCUUCUGCAGAACCCGUCUGGGUUAAUCUCUUCAAAAUUCAGAUGAUGAAAGACAUUCACACUUCCUUUGGUGCAUGUGCUCAAGUUAGAAUAACACUCCCUCCAACUUUCGAAACAGUUAAAUCACGGAAACGGUUAUUCAAACUAUGUAUACAGUUACAACAACCCUCCUUAAUGUGGAAAGAAUAUACAAUAACAAACGUGCAAUUUUUUGAUGAGUAUUUAGACAAUUCUAACCAGACCACAACAGAUUCCACUGAAGGUCGACACACACAUCUAAUCAAUGAGACACAGAAUGCUUUGACUACACUUUGCACACUAAUAGAAUUUAAACAAACGAUACAAAGCCGUGAACUUAACGAAAUAGAUAUCUUAGCACUAUCUGACGCACACUUUGAAAUUACUUGAAGUUACCAGAAAUUUACAGGAAGACUAGUCACGUAUUUAACAUACCAUUGAGAUUGAGAAAAACCACCACAUAACGGGAGUAUAUUUACGAACAUGGAAGGCGUGCCCAGAGCUUAUUGGGAUGAGGAUGAAGAAAACAAAAAGCGUUCAUGGUAUGCCAAACUAGUUCUCCCAAAUGAUAGUAUCAACGACACUAGAGACAAAGUGGAUAGGCAGUCUUACCAUAUGUUUACUUUUACACCGUAAAAUCUUAUGGAAAUGUCCCAUUCCUCGCAGAAACUAACGAUAUAACUCAAAGUGACGCAGAAAGGACAAAGUAUUUGAGGUAUAGACGCGAUAUAUCUAAAAGAACUAGUUGUAAUGAGUCUUGACACUUCAUAAUACAACAAUACUGAAAAGGACUUAGUUUCCGAAUGCAUGAAAAUCUAAAUUGUUUGUGACUGUAAAUUAAAUAAUAC